CCUCCAUCCCCGUUGCGUUUAAAUGUACUUGCCCAAUUCGCAUCAAUGUACGAAGUAGCUAGACAUUUUUUGUAGACGCUAGCUUCAAUCUAUCUAUCUAUUCUUUUUAGUCAUCUAUUUAAGAAGAGUCCAACCAAUACUUUACUACAUUUCCUAUAUUUACUAAACCAAUCGCCGUUACAUCUCAAUACUACUUGUCUUCCUAGUUGGUAGACUUGUAGAGGGGGCGUGCAAGAACCCCAACUACGCCGAUCCAUGAGCAUUUCUCCAUUACUUACCUACUUACCUACUUACCUACUUACCUACUUACCUAUCAUCUAAUAAACUCCCUUUUUCUGACGUGAGGUGCUACUUGAAAACCCGCUUCAGGUUCAGCCCGAUGAACCCUUUCGCAGUCGGUAUUCACGGAAACUCCGGUAAUAACCUGGCGCAAUUUAAUUGCUGCCAAUCGAGGACCACCACCUUCUAUCCGGUAACCCUCUACGACCUAGGAUCCUACGAUAUUGCUACCUCAGUCUCGCCCGCUGUGGCCCUCCCAAACACGAAUAUCGAGCUUGUCGACCGGAAGAACCAAUAUCAGUAUGGGUUCGGCCGUAGACGACGCGACGAAUGAUCAUAAGGAUGGGUCUAAUCUGGGUGAAUGGAGCUCGCUCAUUGGCAUUAUAACGGCAAUAUCAGGCAAUGUCUUAAUCGCUCUAGCGCUCAAUGUCCAGAGGUAUUCGCACAUUCAACUCCACCGUCGAAAAGUCGAGGCACGGGAACGAGCGAGGGAGGCUCUAAGGAAGGCAAGGAACGGACAUCAUAAUGGCUACGGAACAACUGAAACAUCUGUCGCCGACUCACAGAACAAUAGCGACGAAGCAGCCGACACGGAAGGUGUUCAUCUGCUUUCCCAGUCGAUACAGUCGGACGAUUCUAACUUGACCGAACGGUCAUGCGACGACUCCAAGGUUUCUUCAACAUACUUGAAGUCUCCAUCCUGGUGGGCAGGUCAGGUCCUCAUGACUGUUGGCGAGAUGGGCAACUUUCUAGCCUAUGGAUUUGCGCCGGCUUCGAUCGUAUCUCCGCUAGGCGUCGUAGCCCUAAUAUCAAACUGCGUCAUCGCGCCUAUAUUCUUCGGCGAGAGGUUCCGGAAGCGCGACUUCUGGGGUGUAGUAAUCGCUGUUGGCGGUGCUGUUACGGUCGUGUUAAGCGCCAAGCAAGAGGAGACAAAGUUGGAUCCGCACGAUGUUUGGGAUGCAAUCACGACGAUGGAAUUCGAGAUUUAUAUGGGCAUCUCUAUUUUUCUUAUUAUAAUGCUGAUGUGGGCGAGUCCAAGAUAUGGUAGCAAGUCAAUCCUGAUUGACCUGGGACUUGUUGGAUUAUUCGGGGGAUAUACCGCUCUGACAACCAAGGGCGUCUCUUCGAUGCUUUCGUCAACCCUCUUUAAAGCGUUUACUACCCCAGUGACAUACGGCCUCGUAAUGAUUCUGCUGGGGACCGCAGUCAUGCAAGUCCGAUACGUGAAUAAGGCACUACAACGGUUCGAUUCGACUCAGGUUAUACCUAUACAGUUUGUACUGUUUACUUUAUCUGUAAUUAUUGGAAGUGCCAUUCUGUAUCGAGACUUCGAGCGCACGACGGCACAGCAGGGCGUCAAAUUCAUUGGUGGCUGUCUUCUCACCUUCUUCGGUGUCUUCCUCAUUACAAGCGGCCGGCCGCGACAGGAAGAUACGGAUGAGCUAUCGGACGACGAAAAUGUGGAAGAGACUAUUGGUCUCCGAGACCAAGAAGCGUCCGGGUCUUACAAUAACCGAGCUGAGCAGCCUAGAGCAGACGAACAACAACCAACUUCUUCGUCGCUAUCGAGGCGUCCGUCGCACGUCUCACGAGUCAGUUACCCAAAUGCAGGUACCAAAUCUUUACCUCGCCCACAAAGCAAAGCCCCUUCAAUCAACAAACCCAACGCGUCAGCUUCAAGAACAUCCCUUCUCCCAACCCCAGCCGAGGCAUCGCCAUUGCUUGAUAAUCCAUGGAGAAACUCCCUUGAGGAUCAAUCGUUCCAUCCAGGACUACCACUUAGAUCGUCAGCGGAUAGCGUCCCAACGGUAUAUUCGGUGGCUUCCGCCGCUAUAUCGGAACCCCUUCAAUCGACCGCAAGUCUUUCGCAGCCGGUUCUUCCAUCAUCAUCUCCAGAUCGGCCAACAACUCCACGGGCUUCUCAAACUUCCAGGCCACACAGUCAUCACUUUUCCAAUGCCUUCAUUUCUCCAUCGCCGCUGUCAUCAACUGUCAGCGCCGUGGUAGCUGAUGCUCUUCUACGUGGUGAAGAGAACCCAAGUGGCCGAAGAAGGCCAACUCGACGAACAAGGCCUGGCGUUAGAUCGAGCUUAUUCGUCCCCCAUAGUGAGGACGAUAUCAGUUCGGUAGCCGAACCUCUUCUUCAAGGUUAUCGCGACGACGAGGAACUUUCCUACCAGGACGACCCCUUGCCAAGCGACCACAAAGCAAUUCGAGGACGAGCGCGCAGCCUGAGUAGUACAUUAGGAGAGUUCUUCAGACGGAAGAAGCGGAGAAGGGUUUCGGAUCCGGAAUCGGGUACAGACUACGAGAGUGCGCAUAGCGAUACUUCGAGAGUCGACCAAUCGAGCAACAACUAGGGCAGGCGUUGGUCUAUUUACAAAACUGCAUUCAUAUUAAUACAUCCCCAGGCGUGCUAAAGUGUCAAUUCUUUUAUGGGUGAGACGGAGCGGGGUUGCAUUGGAUAGGAGUUUGGUGUUUUCUCAACGGUAUCGUCGCUAGAGGCGCGCGGCUCUGUCCAUACCCAGCUCGUAUAGGGCUACUCUACUUUUGAAGCCCGCAUAGAUCUUUAUUGAAAAUUAUAAUUGAGAUAUCCCUUUUGUUUAGAUAUUAGUCUAUCGUAUUUGGUUGAUUUAUUAUUAUAUGCAUAUAUUUUCUUACUAUAGUCUAACCAGAGCACUUACGCAAUUAGUAUCAG
Molecule: messenger RNA, 2977 nt
Organism: Daldinia vernicosa
Lineage: Eukaryota; Fungi; Ascomycota; Sordariomycetes; Xylariales; Hypoxylaceae
Product: DUF803-domain-containing protein
Exons: 2
Coding region: 582-2639 (685 amino acids)
Biological process (GO): magnesium ion transport
Cellular component (GO): membrane
Molecular function (GO): magnesium ion transmembrane transporter activity
Source: RefSeq, a predicted model, not a curated record